Messenger RNA from Aspergillus bombycis, 1440 nucleotides. Its product is annotated as putative guanine deaminase. Lineage: Eukaryota; Fungi; Ascomycota; Eurotiomycetes; Eurotiales; Aspergillaceae. The coding region runs from base 1 to 1440 and encodes 479 amino acids. The transcript has a single exon. Gene Ontology annotation, molecular function: hydrolase activity, acting on carbon-nitrogen (but not peptide) bonds. The record is from RefSeq and is a predicted model, not a curated record.
AUGCCGGACUCAUAUAUCCUCAUCAAAGGAGCAACGGUGAUCUCUAUGGAGGCAUCCGGCAGAGAAGUCCUAGACAACUGCGAUGUCCUCCUUGAAGACGAGUGGAUUAAGGCUGUCGGCCGUGACAUUUCUCUACCAACAGAAGAGAACGCCAUCACUAUCGACGCGGAAAACUGCAUCAUUACUCCAGGGUUCGUCGACGGCCACCAUCACAUGUGGCAGCAUCUCCUGCGGGGGAUCACCGUGGACUGGUCACUUUUCGGUUAUUGCUGUCACUUACGGGCUGUUUACGGGAGUUUGUACGAACCAGAUGAUGUUUACUGCGCUAAUUAUGCCGCUGCAUUGAGCCUGCUAAACAACGGCGUCACAACUGUCCUUGACCACUCCCACAUAAUGAACUCCCCCGAACAUGCUGACGCAGCUGUGAGAGGCCUCAAAGAUGCUGCCAUCCGAGGUACAUUUUGCUAUGGGUUCUACCAGAACCCUACAGUACCUGGCGAUCUCGCCAGUAUGGCAACGGACGCAUUUGACAAAGCCGCUCGACUCCAAGAUGCUCUCCGUGUACGCCAGGAACAUUUCCCAAAUAAUGAUCCGAAUAGCUCGCUGCUCACUUUUGGGAUUGCUUUGGAUGAGGCGCCGAUGCAGUCUCGAGAGCAGAAUAUCGGGGGGUUGGAGAUCGCGAGGGAGCUGGGUGCUAGGCUUAGCACUGUGCAUACUUCGGUACUAUCGCCUGGAGGACCAAAGGCUGAAGUCAUUGAGCAAUUUGCGGAUGCAAAUUUGAUGGGGCCAGACCUCGUGUUUAGUCACGGAGGUUGGAUGACCGAUAGCGAGCUAGCUGCGGUGCGAAGUUCUGGGGCUGGCAUUGUUGGGACGCCCGACACAGAGCUGCAGAUGGGCAUGGGAUAUCCUGUGGUCUGGAAGGCGAGUGAUUUAGGUUGUCGGACGUGCCUUGGACUUGACAUUACCUCGAAUCAAGGUAAUGAUUUCAUGGCACAGAUGAGGCUGGCGCUUCAGACACAAAGGGCUCGUGAAUAUGCGCAUACAGUACACAGAGAGGUCGACAGAAAAACAGCGGAUGUAUUACGCAUGGCGACCCUGGGAGGUGCAGAGGUUAUGCAGAUGGAGUCUUUAAUCGGUUCUAUCGUUCCCGGUAAAAAGGCUGACCUGGUGAUCUUCCGUUGUGACGAUAUUGACACGGUGCCUGUUAUGGACCCUAUCGGGACUGUGGUCUUCCAUGCAUCAUCGAAGAAUAUCGACACCGUCAUUGUCAAUGGAAGAAUCGUUAAACAAGACGGCCAUCUUGUUGGUGUCGAUUGGCAGUCAUUGCGCGGUGAGAUAAUAAGCAGAUCGCAACGGCUGCGGAACCAAGCAGCCAAAGUCGAUAUGGAAAAGCCGGAAUCGGAGUUCCGCUCUGUAUUCGAGAGCGCCAUGAUAGAGUGA